ACAAAGUUCUUAAUAAUGCCUUAUAAGUGACAAGCAUGUGACCAAGUACUUGAAUAAGUCUACAAAGACAUAAAAUGGGUAGAGUUUACAGUUGUAAUCAAAACUCUCUGCAAUGCUAACCUGACACAGAAUAGCAGCCAUAUUUAUAAGGUGCUUUACAGUUUACAUAACAAUUUCCCACAUUCUCUCAUUUGCCAUAUAUUUAAUGAUAGACGUAAUUGUGCUACAUGCUAAUUAAGCUUAAUUAGUAAGUUCUUGUGAAUGACUAAUUAGUGGGACUGGUUUGCUACCAAAGCAAAUUUUCAGUUCUUAUUUUAUUAGUUACCUAGUAUUUAUAAUCAGUGUACAUCAUAUUCCCUGAUUCAUGUCAUACACACUGAUCCUCACUUACAUUAAGAAACAAACUCUUGAGACUUUAUUCCUAAGUAGCUGAACUUCCUUCAUUCCAGAGCUUCUGUUGCUACUAGUGUCCCGUGAACUCUCAGUCCCUACUAGUCCCUUCCCAUCUUCUGAUGAGGACUUGUGUGUAACAUUUAUUCAUUCAUCAACAAAUAUUUGUUGAACAUUGUGUGUCAGAGAUUGCAUAAGGCACUGGAAACAUGCAUAGAGGUUGGGAGGCAGCUCUGGCCCCUGGUCCCAUGGAGCUAACGACUAAUGAGGCAGACAAGGCUUAGGGCACAGAGUAGGCAGGUAGUUGGCAGGCCUAUUUAGCUCUCUUACUAAGCUACAACCUUGCCUUUAUCAAUAGUAAAGGUAAUUAAAGGUAAUACAUGGGUCUCCGUUUGCCUUUUUUCUUAUUUACUUCAGCACUCAGACAGAGAAAACAAGUCUGCCAUUGAUUAGGCUUCUUCUAUCCUUAGCACAGGAUGCUAUGGGAGAGAAGGCCUGGGGCCAAUAGCCUGGUAUUGAGUAGGGGAGGGACAGCAGAAGUUAGCAGGGAUUAGUGAGGAGAAGAUAAUUGGGGAAGUGAGUUCCCAGAAAAGAGAUAGCAUUUUCAAAGGCCCUGAAGUAAAGAAGUUGGCAAGUUUAAGAAGCUCAUUUAGUGUGGUUGGAGGGGUUGAUACAUCAGGAAGAAUGCCUAGAAGACUGUAGAGGUGGCGGGCCUGGGCAUGGAGAGUAUUAGAGCCAAGUUUAAAACUAUCUAAGGACACUAAGAACAUGGAAAGGUUUUAAUGACAUCUCCCUAUCCCUUGCCCCUCAACCCAUUAUUUACCUGAAUAGGCCCUCUUAUCUUCAGGUAUGGAGGUGGCUGUGCAGAUAAGUGUAGCAUCCUUUCAAACACAUGGGCAGCUUAGCAGAAACCAAUUCUUGGGAGCACGGAGUAGAAAGAGUGUGGGCUUUGGAGUCAGAAUGCUUGGGUCUGUAUGAUGAACAAUUUCUUAACUCUCCAAGCCACUUUCCUUUUCUGUACAAUUGGAAAUGUAACAUUUAUACCCCUUAUCGGGGGGUUGUGAGGAUCAGUAAUAACAGAUACAGUGAUUGGCACUCCAUAGAUGACAGCUGUCUUUAUUUUAGCAGUGCUCCCUUGCUAACACAAAAUUCUUACUCCUCCUUGGGAAUGGAAUCACAGAAUCAUAGAUCAUCAAAUUGAAAUCACAGAAUCAUAGAUCAUCAAAUUGUGAAGAGACCAAAUUGUAAAAAUCUGUCUGCUUACGAUGCUUGCAUCCCUUCUGCAACACUGAUGAUCAGUUGGUUUGUCGUCCAGUAUUACUUACAACAUAUCCAGAGAAAGGAAGCAUACUAGUGUCUGAAGCAGCCACUCUAUGUUGGGCUCUUUUAGAAGGUUUUUCUUGGAUUGAAUUCAAAUCUGUCACCCUGUCACCUCUAUUCAAGGUCUCUUCCAUGUAUGUGAACAGUCCUCCAAAUGUUUGAGGUCAUUAUCUAUCACCACCACCACCAUCCUUCUCAUCUAGAGUUGAAAGCUAGUUUCUUUAGCCUUUCUAACAACUACAAAAGAAGAGUCAAUUCAUCAAGAAAACACAACAGUCCUGUAACUUACAUGUAUCUAAUAAUAAAGCUUAAGAACAUGAAGAAAAAAUGUUAAGAGAGCUUAAUAAUAGUAGUAGCUAUCAUUUACUGAGCACCCACACUGUACUCGGUGCUAGACACACGGAUAAGUAAGUCUCAAUCAGUCUUGUCAAUUGGAGAAAGAUAAGUAAACAAGUGUCAACAACAUUACAGGUAACUGUGACAGAGGUCUGUGCAGGGGAAAGCAGGAGCACAAAGGAAACAAUCAUCUCUAUGAGAGAGGGGCCUGCUUUUUUAGAGGAGAUGACACAUUUAGUGACUUUAAUUAUACCAACUAUUCUUCACAACACUUCAAAAAUUUUUUUCCUACAAGAAUUGUUAAUUUUCCCUGUUAGCAUUCUUCACAGAGCCUCUUUUAGUGUCAGAAUAAUGGAAACCAGGCAAGGAAGAAAAAGUGAAAUACUGUACUUUGUUGAAACUGCAAAUGGAUGCCAAAUGUUUGGAAAGAAAGGAGCCUCAGCUAGUCUUUCCUAAGCACUGAAAUAGAGGAGGCAAGGCAUACUGUGUUUGUCCCUGCUAUACAAUAUGAGAAGGCCACAGAAUAUGGGAAGCAGUAAAGCAUUUGCCCUGCUGAUAUUGCAGGUUGUGUGAAAGCAUCAUAGUACUCACACCCUGACGCUUGCUUCUCGUGUUGGGCCCUGGGCUGGAUACCGAGGUAAAGACAACCUGCCUGGGAGAGAUGAGGCACGUGCACAAAGUGAUCCAAGACAAAAAGCACUGGAGGGAAUUGGCAAAGGAUUAUUUGAUGUUCCAUGGACAUUAUAAGGGGAGUAAAUCCCUGAGCAGAUGAAGUUAGCCUUCCUACGAGAGGCAGGAUAUCUAAGAAUAAAUAUACCAAAUGCAGUUCCCCAACCUCCUGAAGUGCGACCCUUCCCACUGGAGUCGUAGAGAGCAAAAGGCAGUGAACUUCGAGCAGCCCUCUUUGAGAAGGAACAGAUGAGAAAGGCAGAAGCAUGGCAAUAAUAUUCAGUGGAGGCUAAAACUGUAAUAUUUUUCAAGUUUGUUAAAGAAGCCCUUUAAAACAGUUAUAAAACUGAAGAUCUUUAAAUAUUUCCCAAAGCAAAAAGCAAAUGAGAAAGUGUAGAAAAGUUUGUCUUGCAGUAUGCAAGCCCUCCACCAUUAAAAAUGAAACAGGCAAAAAGCUAUAUAUAGAAGUACCAUAUGAUCCAGCAAUUCCACUCUUGGGUAUACACCCAAAAGAAGUGAAAGCAGGGACUCAAACAGAUACCAUGGAUAAACCUUGAAAACAUCAUACUAAGUGAAAUAAGCCAGACACAAAAGGACAAAUAUUGUGGUUUUGAAUUGUAUUUCCCUAGUGACAAAGGGUUUUGAGCAUCUUUUCAUGUCCUUAUAAGCUAUUUCUUUAUCUUUGGAAAAAUGUUUAUCCAAAUUAUUUGCCUAUUUUUUAAAUUCGGGAUCUUUUUGUUGAGUUGUAAAAAUUCUUUAUGUUUUCUGGAUACUAUACCCCAUCAGACAUGUAAAUUGCAAAUAUUUUCUCCUCUUCUGUGGGCAGUUUUUCAUUUUGUUCAUAAUGUCUUUGAAAGUACAUUGCAGUACACUGCUAUGCUACUUUUAACAAAUAUUUAAACAUCUGAGAGCAAACUAAAUUAGAAAUAUGUAAAGUUGUCUAAAUUUUACUUUUAAGUUUAAUAAGCAAGCAUUCUCAAAUGUGGUCUGUAUACAGUGUUUUCCUUGUACAAUUACAGGGUUUGAGGCUUCCGAACUAAGAGUCUUGAGUUCAGUAAAGGACCCACCAUGAUGAAAGCUAUCGCUUUUAUAGUAUUAAGUGCUAGGCACUCUUUGGGCACUUAACUUGUAUUAACUCAUCUAAUCCUCACAACAAUCCUAUGAGGUAGAGACUAUUAUCAUCACACUCAUUUUACAGAUAAGGAAAUGGAGGCAGAGGAAGGUUAAGUAAUUUGUCUGAAGCCAAACAGUAUAUAGCAAAGAUGGGCUCCGAAUCUAGGCGGCCUGGCUUCAUAUUUCGUUGCUGUUAACCACUUCGCUCGGGUGUUGACGCGGGAUUCAACCAUUUCAAAUCUGCUUUGGGAGAGAAUAGUGUUUUCAUGGCGUUUGUAUUCUGGACAUUUUCUCUCUGUACCAAGCCAGAAACUAGUUAUCACCCACCCAGGCGUCUCCAUUGCACCCCUCCCCUACCAGUGCGGCGCUCACUCGGCUUCGGGACCCGCUUUCCUCCUCAGGGGUCAUAGGCAGCGUUCAAAGUAACUGCGAGGUCGCCUGUGUCCCUAACGCGAAGUGGUUCUAAUUUCUGGCGCCCAGUCGGCGCCGCGGGGCAGCGGGUCCAGCCCAAUGAGGCUCAAAGCUGUGCCAUGGGCGGAGCCAGCGGAAGGGGCGGGGGCGGGGACGGAGCCCCGCCGCGGUACCUACUGUGUGCGGCGCCCUUGCCCGGUGCGGAGCUAUGAGUUGGACCUGUCCGCGGUGCCAGCAACCCGUUUUUUUCGCUGAGAAGGUGAGCUCCCUGGGCAAGAACUGGCACCGCUUCUGCCUGAAAUGUGAGCGCUGCCACAGCGUCUUGUCCCCCGGCGGGCAUGCAGAGCACAAUGGGAGGCCAUAUUGCCAUAAACCGUGCUACGGAGCUCUCUUUGGACCCAGGGGUGUGAACAUUGGUGGUGUGGGUUCUUAUCUCUACAAUCCCCCAACUCCCAGCCCUGCCAGCACCACUCCCUUCAGCCCCCGCAGCUUUAGCCCCUCCAGACCCAGGACUGGCCUCCCCCAAGGCAAAAAAAGCCCUCCCCACAUGAAGACGUUCACUGGGGAGACCUCGCUGUGCCCUGGCUGUGGGGAACCUGUCUAUUUUGCUGAGAAGGUGAUGUCUUUGGGCAGAAAUUGGCACCGACCCUGUCUGAGGUGCCAGCGCUGUCAGAAGACCCUGACUGCUGGGAGCCAUGCCGAGGCUGUCUUUCUCUCUGUGUCUCAGCAUGACGGUGUCCCCUACUGUCAUAUCCCCUGCUACGGCUACCUGUUUGGCCCCAAAGGUGUGAACAUUGGCGAUGUGGGCUGCUACAUCUAUGACCCAGUGGAGAUAAAAUCUGAAUGAGAUGGUCACAGGAGAGGCCACCCUAACUCGAGCCUCCUACCAUCCCCUCCAUGGUCCAGUGGGAGCUACAGAAUUCUCCAGUCCUGUGGGGGUGGGGAGAGGUAGGAUCCUGGGGGCCAGGGUUUAGGCUCUGUGGAAGGUACAGGCCCAUGGGUCAGAGUCUGGACUUAGACUGUCUGCCAACUUUUCCCUUUCUCAUUCCUAUCAGGUCUGGGAACAAAGGCCACCCUAUUUUGAAAGGUAGCCCCCUAGCCUUCCCAGCCUCUUUCCCCAACAACUUCUGGAGUUUCAAAUUACUCAUAAAACUUGUAUUUAUUGAA
Choloepus didactylus (southern two-toed sloth) is the source of this 5406-nucleotide messenger RNA. RefSeq names its product cysteine rich protein 3 (gene CRIP3). Bases 4448 to 5086 code for a protein of 212 amino acids. The record is from RefSeq and is a predicted model, not a curated record. The transcript has 8 exons. NCBI's taxonomy places the organism in Eukaryota, Metazoa, Chordata, Mammalia, Pilosa, Megalonychidae.